Molecule: messenger RNA, 2837 nt
Organism: Phaedon cochleariae (mustard beetle)
Lineage: Eukaryota; Metazoa; Arthropoda; Insecta; Coleoptera; Chrysomelidae
Source: the annotation of a GenBank genome assembly
GUCAGUGAGCAAAUGGCGUCGUAAGUGGAAGUUUACGAUUUUGUUUUUCCAGAAUGAUGACUGAAUUUCGUGCUCGAUCUCUGAAAGAGUAAUAUAUUUUUUUAAGACCAUUUUAAACAGUUCAAGGUUUGUUAUUUGAUGAGUGAAUAUUCUAAACGACCUCUUGCAUCGACCCAAUAUUGAAUAUCUAAUUAUACAAGGAUAAACUGCAGCAUAAAGAUAUUAAAAUGAACGAAGAAAUUGAAGUUAAAGAAGAAAAGCUGGUUCCUAUGUGGCCUCCAACGGACAGUGGGGUCAUUCAAAUGCAAUCCCAACAUAUAGGCAUUCCUGUACCAACUACUCCUCAAGGAACCCCUAUGAAUCAAGGUGUAGAAUUUGAAUUGCCAUUGGAACUUCAACAACAAGGCUGGAAAAAGUUCUGGUCAAAGAGGGAAAACAGACCAUAUUUCUGGAAUAAGCAAACUGGAGAAAGCUUAUGGGAAAUGCCAACAAUUAAACCACAGUUUGAUCCCAUUACAGAUCCACUUGGCAUUUGUGCACCUAUAUCAGCUCCUCCAAUUCAAAUAUCCCAUAUGGCUAACACACCUGUGCCUGUUGUUAAAAGAAGGGCUUCAGAAGAAAUGGGUGGUCCUCAAGCAAAGAAGUUUGUUCUGGCAGGACCAUGGGAUUUAGAUGUUUCAACAAAUGUUAUAAUCUUGGAGAGAGCACCUUGUUCUUACAUGCAUUCCCAUCCAGAAGUUGAAGCAUAUAGGUGUAGUCUUCUCUCAAAAUUGAGGCAGAGUUAUCAGGAGAUAUGCCAUUCAAGAGAAGCUAUUGAUGCUCCCAAGGAUUCCUUCAAUAGAUGGCUCAUGGAGAGAAAAGUUAUUGACACUGGUUAUGAUACUCUUCUCCCCAGUAACUGCUACCCGGAAAUUUCUUUAUCUAUGUACAGAGAGAUAAUGAACGACAUACCAAUCAAAUUGGUUAGACCGAAAUUCACGGGCGAUGCUCGAAAACAACUAUCCAGAUAUGCAGAGGCAGCCAAAAAGAUUAUGGAAUCUAGAAAUGCGGAAGCAGAAAGCAGAAAAGUAGUCAAAUGGAAUGUAGAUGAAACAUUCCAGUGGCUGAGAAAGACAGUUGGAGCAACAUAUGAUGAUUUCCAAGACAGGCUGGCACAUUUGAAGCAGCAGUGUCAACCACAUCUAACGGAAACCGUAAAAUCGUCAGUAGAAAGUAUCUGUUUGAAAAUAUAUAAUUUGUCUAUGGAACAUGCGAAAAAAGUGAGGGACAAGUCCAGUGCAAUAUUGAAGGAACACGGAAUGGAAUUCCCUCCUCCAAUGUCGAUGCACGCGACAAGGAAAGUUUGGUGCUACCCGGUUCAGUUUGCAAUUGGCUGUCCUAGACUCCCUGUCGUAGAAUAUCUGCCUGAAAGAGAUCAAGCAUUAUUGAGAUUUCAAGGUGAUACUCUUGCCAUCAACAGCACACAUUUGCAAAAGUUGGAACACCUCUAUAGGCACAGUUGUUUUGAUGACAAAAAAUUCGAACUGUUCAUCCCCAGAGUAUGGGUCAUGCUGAAACGUUACGCGACGUUUCUGGGCGUGAAUCCAUCAUCGAAUACCGCUAACGCUGACGUUCAGGAUACGCAGCAAUCUCUGCCUGUCACGGUAUUUGAGUGUCUCAAUCGAGCGUUCGGUGUAACUUUCGAAUGCUUCGCCUCUCCACUCAAUUGCUAUUUCAGACAAUACUGCUCAGCGUUCGCCGAUUGUGAUUCAUACUUUGGAAGUAGAGGAUCCUUUCUCAAACUCAGAGCGGUUUCCGGCUCAUUUGAGGCACAUCCGCCGUACAGCGAAGAGCUCAUGGAAGCCUCGGUAAACCACAUGGAAAGAUUGAUGUCGGAUAGUACAGAACCACUUAGCUUUAUAGUGGUCAUGCCUGACUUCAGGGAGCCGACACCGAACGGACUGAUAAGACUCGAAUCCAGCCAGUUCAAAAGGAGACAAGUGACCAUCCCGGCGUACGAACACGAUUUCAGGCAUGGAUUUCAGCAUGUGUUGAGCAAAUCCGAACUGAACGUGAGGUCGGUAUAUGGAACGGUGAUCAUCUGGCUGCAGAACCCGGCAGGCCAUCAGCGAUGGGAACCCACGGAAGACAGGGUGCAGGCCCUGCUGGAGGCCUUUAGGCCCGGGCGAGAGAGAGAGCGCGACAGACAGGAGCUGCUCAGUCCCACUCGGCAGGGCAGUACCUCAGAUACUAAAGAAGUCCUGGUGCACUGAUGUUUCAUUCUCGAUCAUGUGUCGAUAUGUCGACCGCGUUGGGACGCCGAAUUCGUCAGGUUUGGGAAAGGAAAAUCGGUGGGGUUCACCAAAAUGUCUUUCGAUUGCCGAUCGUGAUAGAUUGGAAACGACCAAUUCGAUGAAGAUUCAUGUUUGGUAGGAAGGCGAGCAAUGUUCACAAUCAGAGCGUCUUUUUUAUUGCGCAUUCGAAGCUGAUCGGCCAUAUUGCUGGAUGACUUGUUGUGUUUUUUACACCGCUUGUUAACCCAAAACCGAAACAAGCUUCAAAGAAGCCGACGUUGAGACUUUGAUUGUGAGCUAUCCUGCUGUUGAUGUUUCAUUGUGAGCGAUUCGAAAUUUAAAACACCAAAAGUUCAACUUCACUGAAUAUCCUAGGUGAUGCAUUAUCAUACAGCCAUAAUGUGACAGUGUCGUUGCAUCAAAUUAUUUGACAAAACGAUAUAAAUUGUACCAAUAUCUUUGAAUUCAUAUUGAACAUUUUCAGCCAAAUCUAGAAUAAUAUACACGAGUUUUACAGGAAUGAAGAUCACCCUGUAUAUCUGUUAACGAAAUGAUAUAUGCCAC